This is a messenger RNA of Piliocolobus tephrosceles (Ugandan red Colobus), 3371 nucleotides long. RefSeq names its product TUB bipartite transcription factor (gene TUB). Gene Ontology annotation, cellular component: cilium. Gene Ontology annotation, biological process: protein localization to cilium. Lineage: Eukaryota; Metazoa; Chordata; Mammalia; Primates; Cercopithecidae. The transcript is spliced from 13 exons. Bases 28 to 1713 code for a protein of 561 amino acids. The record is from RefSeq and is a predicted model, not a curated record.
UCAAACCCACUCCAUCCUCUGGCCACAAUGGGGGCCAGGACACCUUUGCCUUCUUUCUGGGUUUCUUUCUUUGCCGAGACAGGGAUUUUGUUCCCAGGAGGCAAUCCCUGGCCCAUGGGAUCUCAGCAUUCAAAGCAACAACACAGGAAACCUGGGCCCCUGAAACGGGGCCACCGAGGAGAUCGGAGAACAACCAAGAGGAAGUACUGGAAGGAAGGAAGGGAGAUCGCUCGUGUCUUAGAUGAUGAGGGCAGAAACCUGAGGCAGCAGAAGCUUGAUCGGCAGCGGGCCCUGCUGGAGCAGAAGCAGAAGAAGAAGCGCCAGGAGCCCCUGAUGGUGCAGGCCAAUGCAGAUGGGCGGCCCCGGAGCCGGCGGGCCCGGCAGUCGGAGGAGCAAGCCCCCCUGGUGGAGUCCUACCUCAGCAGCAGUGGCAGCACCAGCUACCAAGUUCAAGAGGCCGACUCACUCGCCAGUGUGCAGCUGGGAGCCACACGCCCAACAGCACCAGCUUCAGCCAAGAGAACCAAGGCAGCAGCCACAGCAGGGGGCCAGGGUGGCGCCGCUAGGAAGGAGAAGAAGGGAAAGCACAAAGGCACCAGCGGGCCAGCAACACUGGCAGAAGACAAGUCUGAGGCCCAAGGCCCAGUGCAAAUCCUGACUGUGGGCCAGUCAGACCACGCCCAGGACGCAGGGGAGACGGCAGCUGGUGGGGGCGAACGGCCCAGCGGGCAGGAUCUCCGUGCCACGAUGCAGAGGAAGGGCAUCUCCAGCAGCAUGAGCUUUGAAGAGGAUGAGGAGGAUGAGGAGAACAGCUCCAGCUCCUCCCAGCUAAAUAGUAACACCCGCCCCAGCUCUGCCACCAGCAGGAAGUCCGUCAGGGAGGCAGCCUCAGCCCCUAGCCCAACAGCUCCAGAGCAACCAGUGGAUGUCGAGGUCCAGGAUCUUGAGGAGUUUGCACUGAGGCCAGCCCCCCAGGGUAUCACCAUCAAAUGCCGCAUCACUCGGGACAAGAAAGGGAUGGACCGGGGCAUGUACCCCACUUACUUUCUGCACAUGGACCGUGAGGAUGGGAAGAAGGUGUUCCUCCUGGCGGGAAGGAAGAGAAAGAAGAGUAAAACUUCCAAUUACCUCAUCUCUGUGGACCCAACAGACUUGUCUCGAGGAGGGGACAGCUACAUCGGGAAGCUGCGGUCCAACUUGAUGGGCACCAAGUUCACUGUUUACGACAAUGGAGUCAACCCUCAGAAGGCCUCGUCCUCCACUUUGGAAAGUGGAACCUUACGUCAGGAGCUGGCAGCUGUAUGCUAUGAGACAAACGUCUUAGGCUUCAAGGGGCCUCGGAAGAUGAGCGUGAUUGUUCCAGGCAUGAACAUGGUUCAUGAGAGAGUCUCUAUCCGCCCCCGCAACGAGCAUGAGACGCUGCUAGCACGCUGGCAGAAUAAGAACACGGAGAGUAUCAUCGAGCUGCAAAACAAGACACCUGUCUGGAAUGAUGACACACAGUCCUAUGUACUCAACUUCCAUGGGCGCGUCACACAGGCCUCUGUGAAGAACUUCCAGAUCAUCCAUGGCAAUGACCCGGACUACAUCGUGAUGCAGUUUGGCCGGGUAGCAGAGGAUGUGUUCACCAUGGAUUACAACUACCCGCUGUGUGCGCUGCAGGCCUUUGCCAUUGCCCUGUCCAGCUUCGACAGCAAGCUGGCGUGUGAGUAGAGGCCUCUUCGUGCCCUUUGGGGUUGCCCAGCCUGGAGCGGAGCUUGCCUGCCUGCCUGUGGAGACAGCCCUGCCUACCCUCUGUAUAUAGGCCUUCUGCCAGAUGAAGCUUUGGCCCUCAGUGGGCUCCCUGGCCCAGCCAGCCGGGAACUGACUCCUUUGCCUCUGCUGCUGAGGCAGGGGGGGAGUAGUGGAGAGCGGAUGGGUGGGUGUGAAGGGAUGAAAAUAAUUCUUUCCGUGCCCCGAGAUCACACACUCCCACCCUUGGGGUAGUAGUGUGUCGUAGUCGUGCUUACCAAGCUGAAUAACCUCUUCAGCUGGGAAGGCCACAAGAGGCAUUAGAGGGCUGCUGUGGCCCAGUCAUCCGCUCAGGCAAGGAGUCAAAGGGCAUCGGGUACUUCAGCAGGUAGGGGCACAGUGUGUGUGUGUAUGUAUGAAGGCCACGUCAACUUUAUGUAGCAAAGGGCUUGGUGGCCAAGCCUGGCCCUUCAACAACUGCAGAAAGCCCUUCAACUAAAGAAGGCCUCACCCAACCCUCAGAGAAGUUGGGAGGGUGGUGGGAACAAGUAAGUGGCAGGACCCUGUCAGGAUUGCAGGUGCCUGGCUGGCUGUGGCUAUGGGAAUCAGCUGGUGGCUAGGGUUCUAGCGCAUUUGAUUUCUUCAGGUUUGCUGUGUCUCACAGAAGGCAGUAGGGACCCAGCUGUCUUAGUGGAGGGGCCCUGCAGGACACAAGCUCAGCAUGCAGAAGUGCAUGAACGGGAUCCCUGGAUCAGGGUUGUUCUGGGAGUUCUCUCAGCUGCCCCAGGAGCUCUCUGCUGAGCAGCCCAGCACAACCCCCAGGAAAUACAGAUGGGGUCCAGGUCACCAGCUGACUGCAUACCGCUAGGCAUGCCUGGGGAUCCUGCUGCCAGAGAACCAUUCUCAGGCCGUGGCAUGCUCCUUGAAGAAUUCUCUCUCUUUCUCUCUCUCUUGACCCAACUCUCUGUCUCUCUCGACCCAACUCUCUCUCUCUCUCUCUCUCUCUCUCUCUCGACCCAACUCUCUCACUGCUGUCAGGGAAUAUUUUAGAACCACAAGAGAUCAGCGGUGGCAGGACCCUUAGGGAUCUAGUACAACCUUGUUGCUUUAGGUGAAUCACACUCAGAAAACGGGGCUUGCCCUAGGUCACCUAGCUGGUUAAUAGCAGCAUUCAGAACUUCAAGUUCUCUUGAUUUCUUUGUUCCUAUUGUCCCCCAAGAAACUAGUAUCUCUGGCCUCCUGGGGCCCAUUCUGCAUGCCCUCCCCACUUCCCCUGAUUCCAGAGACUUAGAAACAACAGAGUUGAUACAUAAGAUUGAAACCAUUCCAGUAGGAAAUCAGGCAGUUUGCUGUUGAAAGUUGUCUGGCUUUUUGCUUGUGAGCGAAAAGCAGACACAGGACUGGCCUGUGUCUGGCCCCUCCGUGAGGGCUACUCAGCAGUAAGCAGGCCUUAGUAAGGCUGCCGCACACUUUCUGGUCUAGGUGAGAGUGCAUAAGGGUUCUGGGGGUGAGCCUGAUAACUCUGCUAUUUCUCCUUGGAUGGCACCAUCCACCCGGCAGGCUUGGGAACUCUAAGCUCAAGCUCUUGCUCAUUUGUCGUUUACCCUGGUGGAAGCUUCUUGCCCAGAUAGAGAUCUGAA